CGCGGCUUCGCGGGGCACGUGACCCACCACUGUCACAGCGUCGCGGGGUCCUGCUGGGCCCGGGCGGCGACCCCUCCCCGGGCCGCCGCCAUGGGGCGGCGCUGGGCGCUGCUGGCGCUGGCGCUGUGCGCGCUGGUGCGGGGGCAGGACUGGGUCGCCACCCCUGGGCAGGUUAACCCUUUGGUGACAAUGGAGCAGCUGCUGUGGGUGAGCGGGAAACAGAUGGGGGAAGUGGCAACUUACCGGAUCCCACUGAUCGCGGCCACCCCCAACGGCACCCUGCUGGCCUUCGCCGAGGCCCGCAAGGGCUCCUCCUCCGACAGCGGGCCCAAGUUCAUUGCCCUGCGCCGCUCGCUGGACGGGGGGGCCACAUGGACACCAACAUCCUUCAUUGUGGAUGACAGGGGCUCACCACCAGAUGGACUGAACCUGGGGGCGGUGGUGGUGGAUGAGGAGACAGGUGCCGCAUUCCUGCUCUACACCCUGUGCGCCCACUACCGCCGCUGCGAUGUGGCCAGCACCAUGAUCAUCCGCAGCCACGAUGAGGGAGAGACCUGGAGCCUCCCCCGCAACCUGUCUGAGGAGAUCGGCACCAUCAUGUUUGCCCCCGGGCCUGGCUAUGGCAUCCAGAAGCGGUUCCCCCCAGCCCGUGGGCGCUUGGUGGUCUGCGGCCAUGGGACGCUGGAGCUGGACGGCAUCUCCUGCCUCCUGAGCGAUGACCACGGUGGGACAUGGCGCUUUGGGGGCGCCCUCUGGGGCCUCCCCUAUGGGCAGCCCAAGCAGCUCCGUGACUUCAGCCCCGACGAGUGCCAGCCCUACGAACUGUCGGACGGGUCACUGGUGAUCAAUGCACGCAACCAGAACUUCUACCGCUGCGCCUGUCGCAUCGUGGCGCGAAGCUGGGACGGGGGCGAGACGCUGCCCCCUAAGGCUGUAACCUUCGACCCCGAGCUAGUGGACCCAGCUGUGGCUGCUGGUGCCCUGGCCACCUCUGGCCUCGUCUUCUUCAGCAACCCGGCACACGAGAGCAAGCGGCAGAACCUGACGCUGCGCUGGAGCUUCACGGGCGGCGCCUCGUGGUGGCAGCACCCCCUGCAGGUCUGGGAGGGGCCCAGUGGCUACUCCUGCCUGGGUGCCCUGGGGACGGGGCCCGGGCGCCCCCCCAGCCUCUUCCUUCUCUACGAGAAGGGGCGAAGCCAGCCUGAAGAGAGCAUCUCACUGGCCAAGAUCAGCAUCCCUGGCACCCUCUGAGCCCUGCCCUGCACCCCUCCCCCCAUGUGGCCACGCCCCCCAGGCUGGGGGCACGCCUCCUUUAGGUCUAGCCAUGCCCCCUGGAUAGGGACAUCCCUCCUCCAUUUGGUCACACCCCCCAGGACAGGGACAUGCUCCCUUUUGAUCUGGCCCUGCCCCUUUAAGGGCAUAGUCUCCCACUCUAACUCAGCCCCCAAUAAGCUCCGCCUCCAGCUCCACUUGUCCCCCUCUAAUUUAUUAACCCUUUCCUUUCCAGGCCUCUCUUACUAACACCCCCACCCCCAACUGAAGGGCACCAGGUCCCCCAGGGGGCCACUAGCCUUUGGGGGGUCCCCAGUCGGACCCUGACAGGCACUGGUUUCUGUGGAAGAGCUCCCACUCUGGGGCUGUAUUGGGGGUCCCAGUCUGACAUUGGGGGGCACUGGGAAGUACUGGGGUACCCUGGAGUACUAGGGCUGACUAGGGGAUACCAGGCUGAUACUUGGGGUCACUCAAACUGAUUGGGGAGUCCCAGUCUGACACUGGGGGGCACUGGCCUGUAUGGGGGAGUUCCUACUCGGAUGCUGGGGGCACUGGGACUGAAUGGGGGAGUUCUCAGGUUGCUCCUGGACUAUUGUGAGGGGGUCCAGGCCUGGCGGGGGGGAGGGGCUGAUUGCUCCAAUCCCCCUCAGUGCUGCUGCUAUGGAGUGCCUUGGUCCUGCCCUGCUCACCCCCCUAGCACAAAGGGGCCUAUUAACCCCUGAGAUGCUGGACUGUUACCUGACAGGUCAAUAAAGGAACAAGAUGGUU
This is a messenger RNA of Alligator mississippiensis (American alligator), 2040 nucleotides long. RefSeq names its product neuraminidase 1 (gene NEU1). Gene Ontology annotation, cellular component: lysosome; cytoplasm; membrane. The transcript has 6 exons. The record is from RefSeq and is a predicted model, not a curated record. Gene Ontology annotation, molecular function: exo-alpha-sialidase activity. NCBI's taxonomy places the organism in Eukaryota, Metazoa, Chordata, Crocodylia, Alligatoridae. Gene Ontology annotation, biological process: oligosaccharide catabolic process; ganglioside catabolic process. The coding region runs from base 91 to 1251 and encodes 386 amino acids.